This is a messenger RNA of Megachile rotundata (alfalfa leafcutting bee), 2754 nucleotides long. It is a transcript of the gene mAChR-B, whose product is annotated as muscarinic acetylcholine receptor. Lineage: Eukaryota; Metazoa; Arthropoda; Insecta; Hymenoptera; Megachilidae. The record is from RefSeq and is a predicted model, not a curated record. Gene Ontology annotation, biological process: chemical synaptic transmission; adenylate cyclase-inhibiting G protein-coupled acetylcholine receptor signaling pathway; G protein-coupled receptor signaling pathway, coupled to cyclic nucleotide second messenger. Gene Ontology annotation, cellular component: synapse; plasma membrane; dendrite. Gene Ontology annotation, molecular function: G protein-coupled acetylcholine receptor activity; G protein-coupled serotonin receptor activity.
AUGGAGACGAACGGGACAGACAGCAGCCUGAACGGCACCGAAACCAAUCGCACUUCUUCGCCGGUUUUCAUUAUCAGCACUCGUUAUAUGACACAAUGGAAACGAGAGAGACAACGAGAACGUCUUUGUCGCGCGUACAAUCAAAUUAUAACGAAUUGCUCCCAGUUUAAUGGAACUUGGCCUGACCCGGAUGAUCCACGUUGGAACAGCGGGGAAUACGUGGAACUUCUGUCAGACUGGUUCCCAUCAAAUAUCACCAACGGCACCAUUACGGGAAAUACAACAACCUUAUCAACCGCGGAACCUUUGACGCCUGUACUACCACCCUUCGAACUCUGGCAGACGAUACUGAUUGCUUUCUCCCUCGCAUUAUGUAUACUGUUAACUGUCGGCGGUAACAUUCUCGUCCUUCUGGCAUUUAUCGUAGAUAGGGCUAUCAGGCAACCCAGCAACUAUUUCAUUGCCUCGUUAGCAGCCACCGAUAUGCUUAUUGGCACAGUGUCCAUGCCAUUCUACACGGUCUACGUUCUGAUGGGCUAUUGGAAUCUCGGACCUUUGCUCUGCGACCUAUGGCUGUCCGUAGACUACACGGUAUGCUUGGUAUCCCAGUACACGGUGCUGCUGAUUACGAUCGAUCGAUUCUGUUCGGUGAAGAUUGCGGCCAAAUAUCGCAGUUGGCGCACGAAAAAUCGCGUGAUCUGGAUGGUUACCAUCACCUGGAUCAUCCCAGCUUUGUUAUUCUUCAUCAGCAUCUUUGGCUGGGAACAUUUCAUCGGUUACAGAGAUCUGAGUCCUGGCCAAUGUGCCGUGCAGUUCCUCAAGGAUCCAGUUUUCAACACCGCCCUCAUAAUUGGUUACUACUGGACGAAUCUGGUGGUUCAAUUUAUCCUGUACGCUUGUAUAUACAAGACAGCAUAUGAUAUGCAGAAAAAGAGCGAAGCUAAACAGCGGAAGAUGCAGUCCAUGGUCGCUCUGAGUGCUGGCGCCAUGACCGGUAUGGCAGGACGUGCUGCCGGUAUAGGAAUAUCAAAAACGCAGAGUACCCUUUUGAGCCAGGACAAACCUAAAGGCGGCACGUCGGGAGAAGAUGGCGCAGGAGGCGAUGGUUCCGGUCAGAAAACCUCUUCAAAGACUUCUGGAACGGGUAUGACCGAUUCCACGGAGAAGCAAACGUGCGCCAGCACUGUUCCUACGGAGACGGAAAAAUCGGAACGUUCCAGUAGUCCAGCCUUUGAUUCGGACGAAGAAAGUACCAUAGGCCCAGCCCUACAGCCCGGUGGUAUCAGAAAACGAUCUUCGUUAGCCGGUUUGGUCGCUCAGUCCGGUGCUUUUCAGAUGUUCGCCACAAACAGCCACCUAAACGGAAUCGUCCCCGUGAAAGUUGACAUGAACGCGCCAGCAGCUAGGAAAAUCCUUCCGCCGGGUUCCACGUGUGACAUAGGUACUACAACGCAGAAGACUCAGACGUUGCCGAAGAUACAGGAGCUGAGUCUUCUGGACACCGACAACCCGGCCGAGCUCGAGAAAUCCAGCAGCCAGACACUGACGCCGGAACAAUCGUUAAAAUCGAGCGGCGAGAGCGGCAAUCAACAGGCUGUAACUUCUGCGGAAACAUCGCCGCCCACUCAUCCCAGCCGCUCGAUUAGCAGCAACCAACAAAAUAUCAUACCACCACCCACGCAGUUUCAGAGCAGUCCACCGGUGUCUGACAGUCCACCCACCUCCUCGUCCACGGACAGACCCAAAUCGUUGGUUGUAUCGUCGCACGGUCCAGGUACCUUCGACAUUCUGACGGGUCUGGAUGGCGGAGACUUAAGGUACAUGGACGAAAGCUCAGUGAUAUUACCUAGUCCCUCUUAUGAAAGUCCUCCGUCUUCCUUUUCGUGCAGCCUAGCGAAUCCUCUCUCGACUACUCCCUCGUCGCCGAUCCUGGGGAACGUUACUUCCGCGGCCAAUACGAGUCUUCUGCAGGCUGCGUUGAUCAGAGCCACGGCUCAACAAGCCAACAACCAGACAGGUGGUAAACAUGCUCAGCUUCAACCGGUGAUGUCCAACGCAUCGAGUCAAACGCAUCCCCCUCGCGUGUUCAUCACACAGAAGACUAACGCAGCCUCUCAAACAUCGCCGACGGUGAGCAAAGUGCACACCGAGGUCACCGUGAAGGCUGAAGAUACAAAGCAACAGCCGGUAACAACGGUCGUCAGCACGGCUGCUGUGGAGACAUUCAGUAGCUCACCUAAUCAGUGCUCGGACCAGGUUACCAAGGCUAACAAUCCUCCUCAGAACUCCUCGUCCAGCGGCAGCAUGGUGCCCACGAUGUCCGGCACGACGGUGAAUGAACAAGAAAAGGACACGAGGAAGCAAUCGAAGAAGGAAUCUCGCUCGGGUGAAGAAGGAGGAUCAAGAAGAGAUUUUGUGAAGACUAUCGGCAAACGUUUGAAGAACAAAACGCAGAGGAGAGACCCGUUGAUAAGUCGACAGAAGUCUCGAACGGAGAACAGGGCGCGAAAAGCGUUCAGGACGAUAUCUUUCAUCCUGGGCGCGUUUGUUGCUUGUUGGACACCGUACCACAUCUUGGCCCUGGUCGAGGGUUUCUGCUCGACGCCACCGUGCACGAACGAGCAUCUCUUCAUGUUCUCGUACUUUCUCUGUUACGCCAACAGCCCCAUGAAUCCAUUCUGUUACGCUCUGGCCAAUCAACAGUUUAAGAAAACCUUCACCAGAAUUCUGAAGGGUGAUCUCCACAUGACGUAA